AGCAGGGAUUGGAAGUGGAAGUGGAUGAAAGGCGGUGCGUCGUUGUUUUCCAGUUCAUAAAUUUUGUGUAUUUUAUCACAGUUCCUUUAUUAUACCUUUGUAGCAGUCAUCCUGGUAGGAAAAUGUCGAUGUCUACAUUUCAGAAGGUUACGCUUGUGUCAUGUCUCGUCCUCUGUGCCUCUCUGCUCCUCCCAAAAAUGCUGUUAUCCAGAGGAAAGAAGGAAGUAGGGCAGCCAGAGGUUGGGCAGGGGCGGUUUCCUCCCAUGAUGCACCGGCAGCAGAUGCCUGACGGCCAGUGGGGGGCGGGGUCUCCCUACUCCAGGGCUCACAGCGCCGAGGCCGUUGCCAAGGGCAAGGGUGGAGGGGUCGGAGGAGGGGGCAAAUCCAACCUCAUGGGGCAGAUCAUUCCCAUCUACGGCUUUGGGAUCCUGCUCUACAUUCUCUACAUCCUAUUUAAGAUCACAUCCAAGGGUAAAAUUACAAAGCCUGAGACCAGAUUCCCUGCCCUGAAAUCUGAAAACAUGAAGAGAAAAAUAACGGAUUACGAGCUGGCACAACUGCAAGAGAAACUGCGGGAGACAGAGGAGGUGAUGGAGAGGAUCGUGUCUAAAGCAGGCCACAGUCCCAACAGGAUGAAGAGCGUGACGGUGGAGCACGAGGAGAAGCUGCUGCGGCAGCUGAAGGAGAUCACGCGCGUGAUGCAGGAGGGGAAGCUGAUCGAGGGGAUGGACGGGGUCUCCCCCGAAAUGGAGGCCGAGGAGGCGUCCUACACCGAAGACUGGGAAGGGUACCCAGAGGAAACAUACCCUCAGUACGAGGAGCCCUGCUGCAGGCAGAACUACGACACCGUCAUCCUGGAGGACCCCAAAACUGACCUCCCCACCCCAGAGGAGCUGGCCGAGAGAAUGGAGGAAGAGCCGGAGGGGGCGGAGAUAGAGCUGGAGGAGGCGGAGCCGGAGCCAGAGCCAGAGAACCUGCCCCAGGACAGCGAGGGAGAGAGGGUGAGGCACAGGGGAGGGAAGCAGAUCAGCUUCAGGGAGCAGAAAGACGUGUAUCACUACCCCGAGGAGGGAGCCAGUGACGACUAUGACAAUGAGGUGGCAGGGGACCAGAUGGAGGAAGAGGAGGAGGAAGAGGACCCCGUGGUGCUGGCAGAGAGACUAAGCUUCAGCUGCCAGGUAUCCAGCCAGUCACCCGAGCUGGAGGACGCGGAGGCGGAGGAAGAGGAGGAGCUCUUCCUUUCGGACGAGUCCCAGGAGAGAGACAGGAGGGGCGAGUCUGACCUCCUCGCGGAGCUGGGCCUCGCUGCACUCAGGAAACGCGGCAGGAAGGAGGCGGAGUGAAAACCCUGCUGAGACAGAACCGCACGUUUCUCUCACCGCUCCGCAAAAACACCCACCUUAGACCUCCUCCACCUUCUCCCUGUAACAUUAGCACCCCAGCCCAGACUGUCUGAUCACCCAGCUGGCUGCAGUCUGAGUCUCAGUAUCUGCCUGUUUGUGCAUGCUGACAUUAGGUUGAGAAGUUUGGCUUCCUGGUCACAUGUGACAUCCAGCCACACCCUAAGAGUUUCUCUUCCCACGCUCAGGUGACAGUGGCAGUGUCUGUACAUGUGAGGGAGUGGAAGUGGUGCAUUUCAGAUUGACUGCAUGCAGGCCCAGCAGAGGGAGGUGUAUGCAGUACCUAGCCUCUCCUUUGGGGGCAGUGUUUAACCUGUUGUUUCUCCCCAGUCACUGCUUGUGUAGUGCUGGGCUCCCCAACCUUGGUCCUAGAGGGCUGAAAGGUCUGCUAGUUUUUCUUUACAUCUUUACAUCAACGACCAGAUGUGAUCUCUCCUGAUGGCUUCAGUCAAUUAUGAGAGACAAGUUAAAGGCAUACUAUGCAGGAUUUCAGGAUUUUUUGCCUUGCUGUGGUCCUGUGUUUACAAUGAAAGAUGUUUCCUCCAUCCUCAACCCUGUCCAUUCACUUCCAUUUUUAUAUAUUAAAUCCGCUUUUAUUCCGUUUUUAUUUUUAUAUCUCCGGUUUUCGAUAGCUGUCACCAUCGAGGAAAAGCAAUUCCAAGAUUGACUCUGGUUUGUGAACAAGCCUUGUCACCUUGUCAUUUUGCUUUGCUGUACUUGUGCUUCUCUCACCAUUGCAGUAACUAGCUAGCUCUUUGCUGAAACACGAUCCCACCCCACAGGCUCUGUAGCCACACCCACCCCUCCACACAGCAGAGCAUCACGCCUAGAAACAUCCCAAGCACAUCUGUGGAAGAAUAACUAUAGGCAGAAAGGCACAGAUUUGGCAAAUGUGCUGAAAGAGAUUGCCCGUGCAUCAUACAUAUGACUGGUUAUUUCAUAAUAUUUUCCAGGUAAAAAUCCUGCAUAGCAUCCCUUUAACUAUAUAAACAUCUGAUUUAAGUGAACAAUUUAGUACUGUGCAACAGUGAAAUCUAGCAGACUGUUUGGCUCUCCAUUACUAGGGAUUGGACACUUCUGCUCCAGACUGGACACUGCAUUACUGUAUUUACUAGCUUUUAAUGUAACACUUCCUUAGCUUUGUGCAAGAACUUUAGAAAACACUGUAAUUCCAAUAAACAUAUCAGUCCUCUAUUUAUUUAAGUAUGUAAGAUCACACGAAUCAAAAAAUAUUGUGCAGGGAUGGGGUUUUUAUUUUUUAAAUAAAAAUAGUUAUCCAUUUGGUUGA
Molecule: messenger RNA, 2688 nt
Organism: Anguilla rostrata (American eel)
Lineage: Eukaryota; Metazoa; Chordata; Actinopteri; Anguilliformes; Anguillidae
Product: protein RIC-3-like
Exons: 6
Coding region: 123-1343 (406 amino acids)
Biological process (GO): protein localization to cell surface; synaptic transmission, cholinergic
Cellular component (GO): neuron projection; neuronal cell body; intracellular membrane-bounded organelle
Source: RefSeq, a predicted model, not a curated record